AUGAGUGACGAUAUCUUCAUCACUGGAUAAUGGGAUGGAUAUAUUGAGUUAUUUAGUAUUUCAAACCACUAGUUCAAAUCAACAUUCUAAACUCAAGAUAAAAAAAAUAUUAUAGAAAUUUGUUUGAUUGAAAGCAGCAAAGAUGAGUACACAUUUGCCUUUGGGGAUUUUGAUCUAGGUAUUAUAAUAGGUAAAAUAAUAAUGAGAAACUAAUUUGAAUAUGAAUUCUAAGAGGAUAAAAUUAAAUUGAUAGAGGAUGUUAGUUGUCAUUCAAUGAUGUUAAUAAAGUAGAAUGUCAUAGCUGCUUUUGUUAGAAACUAAGAUGAUGAAUAUUAAUUAAAGAUAUUAGACAUCAAAUCAAGAUAAGAAUUACAUACUAUUGAUUUAAAUGAGAGUACAUAUAUCUAUCCAGCAUUAGCUUAUGACUAUAUUCAAUAUCCUUUUGCAUUUAUUAAAGAUCAAAACAACAUUUCACUUAUAAAUACUAAUAACUAUCAAAUCACUACUAUCAUUCAGUGUUAUUGUAGUUUUUCUGAAUAGCAAUUGAUACAAUACAGAGAUCAGGAUAAUAAAUAUAAAUUAAUUGACAUUUAGAUGUAUGAGACAGAUGAAGAUUCAUAUGAGUAUCUCAAUGAAAUAAGAGAAACCGAGAUCAGCAUGCUUUGA
Molecule: messenger RNA, 666 nt
Organism: Stylonychia lemnae
Lineage: Eukaryota; Ciliophora; Spirotrichea; Sporadotrichida; Oxytrichidae
Source: the annotation of a GenBank genome assembly